CGCCGGAAGCAUUUUCGCUUACUGUACAGGGCACCUCGUGGCAGGCACAACAAAAACCAAAAGCAGCGAUGUUUGGGUCUAAAUAUCUCGGUAAUGUGACAACGCCGCCCUAAGUUCCAUGAAGUGAGACAACUCUUUCCAGUCUCUCUUGCGAAGCGCCACGAGGAGUGCCUCAUCUCAUAUCAGCAUACACGUUUUCGACACACUCAAGCAGCUCUGCCCACAUUCCAUCAGAUUUAUGGUCGUAAGAGCUUUGAUGGCUCCCUCUCACUCUGCACAGAAAUGGCCUGAAGAACUGGAAAAUGGACCUCAUCCUAUGGCGGUGCCUGAGGCUAAGUCCUUCGUGACCAGGUGGCUGAUCACGAAGUCCACCCUGGCCUUUUGUCUACCAGAACUGGGUCAGUGAUGGGGAUAACCACCCACCUUCGCAAAGAUCGCAAUCACGCUCCCGGAGAAUGCGUAUCAAGUCCACCGCUCGUACACUAGCCGCUGUACUAAGUAAGCCGGGCCAGGAAUCGCGCAGUUUCAGGUGGCCGACAUUGUCCAUUCAGAUAGCAGGAUCUGGGGUAUCCCCGGUCCGACCACCAACCACCAACCACCACCUCGUCAUUUCUGGCUAUACUCGUGUCGCUUGAGGCUCUCUGGGUCUCCAUGGCCUGUGGAACCGGGCUAUGCUGGCUUUACGGAGUACAAACUACGGAGUACAGUAUUCUGUACCACAUGGCUGGUCGUGCUCCCUCAACAAAGCUGCCCGGUAACAUAAGAGUCUACGCCAAUCGGGCACCUGAGUCUGAAAGGCGCAAAUGUAACAUUGAAGUUUUCUGCUAUGGUGCAAGAGGAGCGCUUUCCUCUAUCUUUCAUAUAUGAAAUUUUUGUCGCCAAUCCCAGGGUUCUAUUUUGGCCCUUUGCAUGUGAAACCUUUCAGGACACGGGAAAGCUUCAACCCCUACCAGAGCGAAAAGUGAACAGCUAAUAUACACGUGCGCACGAGACCGCUUCCUCCCUCGAGCUCUCUCAAAGCGCCUUGACAGCACUUCAGGACACCAGCAAACCUCACGUCCUCCCUUGUAUACGGUGCUGAGCGGCCAUGUCAGACGAUCGGUGUUACGGGAACAAGACUACAAAUUCUGUUGCGCAAGUUUACGGGGUAACCAAUCCUUAUAUCUGUCCUGGCACGGAAUCUUCUUCUGGAAAUUCUCGAUGUUGUGGUCAUAAUGGCAUCUGCCUUUCCAACGGGAUCUGCCAGGCUUUAAACCCACCUGUCAAUGGCACUGGGUACUAUAUCGGGUCUUGUACUGAUCGCAACUUUGAGGAUCGAGAAGUCUGUGACAACUCCUGCUCAUCCUUGAAGACUCAAGAGAUUGUAUACAAUAAAACGGAAGGUGUAUGGCACUGCUGCGGAUUGAAUGCAAAGGGCGAGUUGAAAUGCAGCAAUCCAUCUAAGAUCAAAUUCGAAGCGCCUUCGCCUGCGGCGUUGAAGUCAGAGUACAGCGCCAGCAGCUCAUCGUUCAUGGCCACCGCUUCCGCCUCGCAGACCCUUCCAUCGCAACCUACAACUACGGUUGCUGUCCCUACUGCGACAUCUUCUCCGGCUUCUAGUGGUGGUCUAUCUACAGGUGCACAAGCGGGCAUCGGCGUUGGCGUUGGAAUUGUCGCUCUCGCUGCGAUUGUUGGAACUGUUUUCUUCCUGCUUCGCCGGCGGAAAAGACAAAGGCUGCAUGUUGAACAACGGGGAACUGGGCCAUGGCCUGCUCAGGGUGGUUAUCAUGUUAUGGAUCAUGGCCAAGUACCCGCCUUUCAAGAUCCGGUCAAAUCGCCUCCGAACCCUGAGCAGCAAUCGGCAGUAGCUGAAUUGGGCCCGCAUGAAACCCAACCUGUCGAGUUGAUGACGAGUACAAGACGAGUAAAUUCUACCACAGCCGAAUUACCACCUUGAUGUUGAAGUUUUAUAACGAAAACGCACAUCUUUCGGUAAGAGACCAGAAGCUUGAGGACAGCUAAAGUUUGAUAUACGGCAUGGUCCUUUCAGCAAGGUCGGACUCGCUUGGGACGGCGGAGAAGAUGCAAGUGGUCGGCCGACGCGUCGACGGUGUGAUUCUCAUUUGCGAUCAGCUCAGCCUCGCGGAGAAAUCAACAGCGUAUCGGAAUAAACCCAAGUCAAGCGGAACCGCCAUUGAGCAGCGGGCUGAAAUUGAGCGGCAAUCUGUUGUGCUGCACGCAGAGGCUUGACCCUGGGAAUCUGGGCCAGUGCUCGAACACGAACAGAGUGUGACACAAAGGAUGUGCUCUUCGAGAUCCAACUCUGGGAACAUUCUGAGGAAAUCAUCGCCCCUGUGCCAGGCUCUGUUGACGCUAUCGACAGGAUGUUUGAGAUUUUGAGAUGUGAUUAGGCGGUCGGCUCGAAUGCUAUACAGAUUUAUGGCAAAGCUCGAAAUACGAUUAAGCUGCCAAAUGACUGUGAUUAUACUUGCCUGGUGACCGAGUGAACAAACUUCAGUCAUGG
This is a messenger RNA of Exophiala oligosperma, 2503 nucleotides long. RefSeq lists its product as uncharacterized. Bases 1088 to 1936 code for a protein of 282 amino acids. The transcript has a single exon. The record is from RefSeq and is a predicted model, not a curated record. Lineage: Eukaryota; Fungi; Ascomycota; Eurotiomycetes; Chaetothyriales; Herpotrichiellaceae.